GUUUUGCAUGCAUUCCUUCCAUACCUAUUUUUUACCCCCACAGGCAGUGAAAAAUGCCUAAAAAGAAGACUGGUGCUCGUAAGAAAGCUGAAAACCGUCGUGAACGUGAAAAGCAGAUAAGGGCUUCAAGAGCCAACAUAGAUCUAGCCAAACAUCCCUGCAAUGCUUCAAUGGAAUGUGAUAAGUGCCAAAGACGACAGAAGAAUAGAGCUUUUUGCUACUUCUGUAACUCUGUUCAAAAAUUACCCAUUUGUGCACAGUGUGGGAAAACCAAAUGCAUGAUGAAGUCUUCAGACUGUGUUAUAAAACAUGCUGGUGUGUACAGUACUGGACUAGCAAUGGUGGGUGCAAUCUGUGAUUUCUGUGAAGCUUGGGUGUGUCAUGGGAGGAAAUGUCUCAGCACACAUGCAUGUAUCUGCCCUCUUGCAGACGCAGAAUGUAUUGAGUGCGAAAGAAGCGUCUGGGACCAUGGAGGCAGAAUAUUUGCGUGCUCUUUUUGCCACAAUUUCCUUUGUGAAGAUGAUCAGUUUGAACAUCAAGCCAGCUGUCAAGUUUUAGAAGCAGAGACAUUUAAAUGUGUUUCCUGUAACAGGCUUGGGCAGCAUUCAUGCCUGCGUUGUAAGGCUUGUUUUUGUGACGAUCAUGUGCGAAGUAAGGUUUUCAAGCAGGAAAAAGGAAGAGAGCCUCCCUGCCCUAAAUGUGGCCAUGAAACUCAGCAGACAAAGGAUCUGAGCAUGUCAACACGCUCUUUGAAGUUUGGCCGACAGACUGGAGGUGAAGAUGCAGAUGGAGCUUCUGGUUACGAUGCCUACUGGAAGAAUCUCUCCUCCAGCAAGGCUGGAGAUGCAGUUGAUCACGAGGAUGAAUAUGAUGAAUAUGAAGCAGAAGAUGAUGACGAAGAUGACAAUGAUGAGGGAGGGAAAGAUUCUGAUACAGAGACCACAGAUGUAUUCAGCAAUUUGAAUUUAGGAAGGACCUAUGCUAGUGGAUAUGCACAUUAUGAGGAAUCUGAAGAUUAAGCUUAGUAUGCUGGUAAGCUAAAAGCAUUCAAGAAGAGCCAAGCAGUGCUUCACCUGAGUUAUGUAUGUGCCAGUAGGAUAGCUUUAUCAGGUACUUACAUAUCUAAAUUAGAGAUUAAAGAGUGUGGGACUUCUGCAGUAACUCCAAGUGAACUUUUUCUUGGUAUAAACCAAUACUGGGUUUGCGACUGGGGGAAGAAAACAAGAGUAUUUUUAUU
Messenger RNA from Mesitornis unicolor (brown roatelo), 1237 nucleotides. It is a transcript of the gene NOAZFP, whose product is annotated as zinc finger protein 330. Gene Ontology annotation, molecular function: zinc ion binding. The transcript is spliced from 9 exons. Gene Ontology annotation, cellular component: nucleus. The record is from RefSeq and is a predicted model, not a curated record. NCBI's taxonomy places the organism in Eukaryota, Metazoa, Chordata, Aves, Mesitornithiformes, Mesitornithidae. Bases 54 to 1019 code for a protein of 321 amino acids.